Molecule: messenger RNA, 646 nt
Organism: Theobroma cacao (cacao)
Lineage: Eukaryota; Viridiplantae; Streptophyta; Magnoliopsida; Malvales; Malvaceae
Product: NADH-ubiquinone oxidoreductase
Cellular component (GO): respiratory chain complex I
Source: RefSeq, a predicted model, not a curated record
CUCGGACCGGGGGGGGUUCUGUUUUCCCAUUUUGUCUUGGCUAGAGAGUCAUCGAACUUUAGCAACAACAACCAGAGCAACAGCGCCGGCAAGAGGGGAAGAAAGAAAGAUCAAAGAUGAACACAGACAUAACAGCUUCGGCAAAACCAGAGUACCCAGUUAUAGAUCGAAACCCUCCUUUUACCAAAGUCGUUGGCAAUUUCAACACCCUCGAUUACCUCCGUUUCGUUACACUCACUGGCGUUUCUGUCACCGUUGGAUACCUCUCUGGGAUAAAACCGGGAUUAAAAGGGCCAUCAAUGGUGACAGGAGGGCUGAUAGGGCUUAUGGGAGGGUUUAUGUAUGCCUACCAGAACUCAGCGGGUCGACUCAUGGGAUUUUUCCCUAAUGAGGGUGAGGUUGCUCGUUACCAGAAACGUGGAUUCAAAAACUAGCUUUCUUUCUUUCCCUUUCAGUCCCUAUUUUUGUUAUAAACCUUUAUGUCAAAGACAUUUUGGCUGAUAAAUGAUUGUCAAUAAUCAGAUUGCUUUAGCUGAUUUCGUGUUGCUGAUUUCAAGGCUUUUGUCUUACUGCUGUAUUUUUAAAGGCUUUAAAAAGCAACUUAAAAUCCAAAUGAAAUGGAGUGUUAUCCCAAUGUUUGUUAGAA